AUGGCCGACGAGCCAUCCACACCAGACUCGGACCGCACAAUGCGAUCUACGAUGCCAUCAUAUCAGCCGCUAAAAAAGUACCGCUUGUACGAGCUGGGAGAUGCUGCCUCGACGACGUCAAGCCCACCUGCUCUCAAUCCUCUAGCAUCGCCUUUCAAUUCUAAUUCCAAUGCCACACCUAACGCCCUCGAGCCUUUUGGGGAGGGGGGCACGCAUCCGCCACAACACCAAGUGCAGCAUUCAACCAUUGCAGGUCCUCCUGCUCAUCAGGGGCGCCCAUCUACUUCAUCUACGCCGGCUACGUCUCUAUGCGCUAAAAUGACAAAAGACACUAAGCGCAGCCAAGAUCUCUUGCCGCAUCAGGCUUACCAAACGAGUUCCAUUCAGGAUGGCUAUACAGGGAUCCCUGUUGGGUCGAAUCAGAUCGGAAACCUCACGUUGUAUGGCACAUCAUACCAAUCGUCUUUACCUUCUCAGGCAAGCAGCUUCAAUCGAGAGGGAAGCUCAACAGAUAACACAAGUGAUGCGCCAUUUACGCCUAGCUCAGCUCGACACAGAUCAAGUGAAAAGUCUCUUCUUGUGACGCCUUCUCGCAGCAAGAACAAGGUUCCCGAAUUUGCUGAGCUUGAUCAUGACCUUCUCAAUUCUGCGCACAAUUCAUCUCAAGGCCCGGGCGAACAAACAAAGACCUUUCCCCAAUUGACCCAGGAAAAAGGAUUGCGUAGAUGGGAUCAUCGCAAUCUUGAUGAUCGCUGGUUGCUUCAGUCAGAUGAGAUGUCAAGAUACCGCCUUAAUCGCGAAGAAACAUGCGCAGUGCCUUCUGGCGAAUCUCUGUCGGAUGGUGGUGUUACAGUCAAUUGGAGUGAAAUGACUGAUAAUCUUCAGAAGAGAGACCGUAGUGAAAUUUCAGAGGACACAAAAUACGUUCCUUUACCACCGGACGCUGGGCGCCUUGAUGCGCUCGUCAAGGACCUACAAGAGGGCGGAGGUCUGACCGGUCUACCCUAUAGUCCAAGACUCAUCCGUAGUCACUUUUACCAACGCGUGUUCAACAACGGUGGUGGGCCAGAGCCACUGGAUGAGCGAGAUGCUAACAUGAUGACAUGGCAUCGUCGAUGUCCAAAGACACUCAAGCAGUUGCGUGACGAGCUGCUCGACAUCAUCGAAGAUCUCGUCCUCUACCUUACCUCUCCAGUCGGACAAGGCUGGCUCAAGCCCAAGGAAGAGCUUGACCUACACUCAGGUAGUCAAGUACUACCUCGGGGUCGUUCCUUCUUGUCUGGCGACGCCUCAGCUACACGCGAACUAGAUCACCGCUUGAACCAACUUAAACUCAAUGAACGUAACGCAAAGACUGAAGCAUCUACAACGCAGCGUCGAGCUUCUACUCCCUUGCGUCAACAGCAGGAACAUUACAGCUCAAGCCCCCAAAACGCCAUAGUACGUCGGGAUAGGGCUCUCUCAGAUCUGCAACGAAUACACGACGAAGUCAAGCCCAACAUCUCAAUGUCAGCACCAGCGAGUUUUGACACCAAAUCCUCGAAUAGCUCAACUGUUGAUAACAAAUCUUCGGAAGAUCAUUUAAGGGAAUUUCGACAGGCUUCGUCGAGGGCUAUGCCUGCUCGCUCACAACACAGUCUCGCCCCAACAUUCAGUCAACCAAAUCUGCAACAAAUCAAUGAAGGAGCAUCUUUGAACUUCGCGAAUCCAUCGCCUUCAAAUGAUCUUUGCCAGGCAGCGGAUGCAGUCUCUGGAUCAUUCACAGCUAGCGAGCAGUCGCCUUACAACAUGGCUAAUAGCCAACAAUGGAGCAUGCCGUACAAUCCGGUUCCAAUGACGCCAUACAAUACUCUUGAAAAGCGAGGGUUUGCUGGCAACAAUGGUCAGCAGUUUCCUCUCGCCCAGUUUGGUAACAGCAUCUCCCCAGCGCAAAUGCAAUACCUUAAUCAAUCAGUGCACUAUGCGGGGCAAAUGAUACCACCCGUGUAUAGCCAGCAAUUUUUACCUCAAAUGGCGGGCACAGGCAUUUAUUCUCCUAACGGAAUCUCUUUGCCUGUUGACCGGAAUAUACGUCCUGCUGCAACGAACCGUAUCGCCCCACUCUUUGCUCAGACUGGAGCCUGGCAUGCAAAUCAACGUCGCUAUAGCCCGCAAAUGGCCCAGCCUAGUGAAUGGCAGAAUCGUUUUGGACCGCCAAUAAAUACUGUACCCCGGGACAGUCGCAAAUUAGCCUAUCUCGAAGGAUCAGACGAGAUGUCCCCUCGACUGCCUCUUAAUGGUGGAGCAAGUGUUCGCUACCAGAGUUUAGCCCGUACCCAGGUACCCGAUCCUGCCAUUGUCCUAGAUGAGAGAAACCUUCCUUUCACGGAGACUGCACGGGCGGCGAAGCCUGCUGAGUGGGGAGUCAUGAAAAUUGGCAAUAUUCCUUACAACAUUUGCAAAGCCCAGAUUGUCAGCUUCCUUGGUAAUCAUGCCAAAGUCAUUACCCCAGAACUUGGACCGUCAGUACACAUAAUCAUGGAGCGUGCAACGGGAAAGACACAAGACUGCUUCGUAGAGUUCUUCUCUACCCCAGAUGCUAAGGCUUGGGUAGACGUAAUUAAAUACCGCAGCAACGCAGCGAAUCGGCUCGAAGAUCGAGUGCUCGAGGUUGAACUUAGUAGCCAAGACCAGCUCAUGAAGGAGCUUUUCCCUCGAGCGAAGAAUAUAGAUUGGCGUGACGGGCAGCCUCUCAUUGUGCAAUCCGACGAUCCAUACAACACUGGCUUCAAGACUUUUGUUUCGACUGAAGAGCUGCAGAUCCUCGUCAGGCAUGCUGAACAACCUCAUCGCUCUAACUAUACACUCAAAUGCCCAAAUCGCCCUUACGAAGCCAUGAUCUCGCUUCUCUCCAAGUUCCCCUGGCAGGCGACCUCGCUUUAUAGUUUAGGCACGCGCAACAAGAUCUUCGACGCCGCAAUCAAAAUGAUGCAGAUCUUAAGCACUCAAAUUCGCCGCGCCAACUCGCAAAAUGCCUCCCCUACGAAUCUCUCGAACCCGAACCCGCCCGUUUUUCCAGCACCACCGGGAGCGAACUUUCCGCCUUUGCCCACUCAGGGUGGAUAUGGAAUUGGGUACCGCCAUGAUACUGGUGGGGCUAGUCGCGGGUAUACACGACGAGCUGCCCCUGGAACAGCAAACAGCGUCAAUUCCCCCAAUGUGGUUGUGCUGAGAGAGUUGCUGUCGGCUGCACUCAAUGCGACAGGUUUCUCUGAGAGGCAGCGGUGGGAACUUCAUCAGGCCGCCAGCGACGGAGGGGUCAAUCGUGGCUUCUUGAUCAGCCCAUUAUCAGAAUGGUGGCCUUUCGAGGUUUUGGGGAGAAGGAGGGGCUUCGAAGAGGAUGUAGUCGAGUGGUAUGCACAACUCAUUGCCCACCAUCCCCUCGUGCAGCCCUCGACCGUUGGGUCCCCGUUCGGAAACCUAGAGCAUAACUUUCAGGACCUUAACGAUAAUACUACUACUGAUGAGGCGGGUCAUAAAGAGUGGGAGUUCAUGACAAGGGUCCUUAUGGACCAGUGUAAUCAGUAUGGCUCAAUUGUGAAUGAGACACCCUAG
Molecule: messenger RNA, 3594 nt
Organism: Bacidia gigantensis
Lineage: Eukaryota; Fungi; Ascomycota; Lecanoromycetes; Lecanorales; Ramalinaceae
Exons: 6
Coding region: 1-3594 (1197 amino acids)
Molecular function (GO): nucleic acid binding
Source: RefSeq, a predicted model, not a curated record